GGAAAGGGUCACUGGACCUGAAACAUAACUGUGAUUUCAUACUCGCUGCCAAACCUGCUGAGCUUUUCCAGCAACUUCUGUUUUUCUAGUUGAAAUCUUCAUUAGUUGCUAUGAGAUGUGUUUCUUUGAUGAAAUAACCCUGAAUCUCUUACAGCUUGCAUUUUUCUGAUAUGUGCAUGAUAUAUUUGUGAUGGUUGAAUCUGCAACCCCACCAUAGAAUUUCUUUAGAUUGCUUAAUAAGCUCCAUCCUGCACUCAAACGUACCAUUGGAUUGGAGGAAUGAAACAAGAUCCCUUUCCUUAAUUUAUUGAGAAAUUUGUUGUGUGCUCUUGAUCACGACCAGCUGCAAGCCUACGUUCACUGGUCAAUCUAUAUGUUUGGAAUAUUACAGUUCCUUGUGCUAUAAGAUCAGUCUAAUUGACAACCUUGUGAAUAGAGCUCAAGCCAACUGCUCGUCCUUCAAGCUUGAUGCUACGAUUGGUUUAUCAGUACUAGCCGACAUGAUGAUCACUUGUUAUAGAGACAAGCUUGUGAAAGUGCCUACAUCUGACCUCAGAACUGCCCGUUGGAAAGGGAAGUUGUCCCAAAACAUUGAGCAACAUGUGAAACAGCUGUCCCAAGAUACUACUUUGCAGUAAAUGCAAGGAUUGAACUGUACUGCAUGAAAGAAUACAGAGAGGAUAUAUACUGCAGAUAGAUUCUGACCAUCAUGCAAGAAACAACUGCAUAACAGUGGGAAGACAUCCAGUCCCUUCACCAUUGCUCAAGACAGAGAAAGUUGGACGGUGAAACCAUCAUACAGAAAUCAGUCAGAUCAGGGAGGUUUGACUUAUCAUCAGAUCUGAAACUGGUCAGUGGUGUGGAGCCUUCCAUUGGAACUAGCCUUUCUGAAGGUUCGGCUGUGGGUGAUCAGUCAGGGUGAGGCUGGGAAGAAGUAUGAGUGGCUCCAAGUGUGGUGAGAGCUUCAGUCAUUCAUCAAGCCUCAUGACCCACUGACUCAUUCCUACAAGGGAGAGGCUGUUUUUGAUCGGGAGCAGAGUUCCUAACUUGGUAAUAUCUCUUAAUGCACAAGGUGCAUCAGUUGUUUAACUGUUAAGACAGAACUGUUAAUUGCAUGGAAGAGAAACGCUUCCAGUGUGACAUGUGUGACCGAGCUUUUGCAAGGUCUUCAAUGCUUGUAAAUCACCGACACAUUCACACUGGGGAGAAGCCUUUCAAAUGUGAGGAGUGCAACAAGAGCUAUGCGCGAUUAUCAGGUCUGGUGAUUCACCGACGAGUUCAUACUGGGAAGAAACCGUUCACAUGUGAGGUGUGUGAGAAAUCAUUCUUACAGUCAUCAACCCUCCUCAUGCACCAACGCAUUCACACAGGGGAGAAACCAUUCACAUGUGAGAUAUGCAAUAAAUCAUUCUCACAGUCCUCAACGCUUGUUGUACACCAACGCAUUCAUACAGGGGAGAAACCAUUCAAAUGCAAGGUGUGUGACAAAUCCUUCUCAUCAUCAUCAGAACUUCGUGUACACCAACGUAUUCACACAGGAGAGAAACCAUUCAGUUGUGACUUGUGUGGUAAAUCAUUCUUGAGGUCAUCAGAACUCCGUGUCCAUCAACGCAUUCACACAGGGGAGAAACCAUUCACCUGCGAAGUAUGUGACAAAUCAUUCUCAUCAUCAUCACACCUCCGCGUCCAUCAACGUAUUCACACUGGAGAGAAACCAUUCACCUGUGAAGUCUGUGACAAAUCAUUCUCAUCAUCAUCAAACCUCCAUGUGCACCAACGCAUCCACACAGGGCAGAAACCAUUCCGGUGUGGGACGUGUGACAAAUCAUUCUCUCAGUCAGGAGACCUCUGCACGCACCAUCUCAUUCACACAGGGGAAAAACUGUUUAAGUGUGAGAUGUGUCAGAAAUCAUUCUCCAAUUCAUCGAGACUCCUGCGCCAUCAGAUGAUUCAUACAGGAGAGAAACCAUUCAGGUGUGAGAUAUGUGGCAAAUUAUUUUCACAGUUAGGAGACCUCCACAGUCACCAACGCAUUCACACAGGGGAGAAACCAUACACAUGUGAUGUGUGCAUGAAAUCAUUCUCUCAUUCAUCAACCCUCCGCAGACACCAACGUAUUCACUCAGCAGAGAAACUAUUUGCUUGUGAGGUGUGUGACAAAUCAUUUUCAAAGCCAUUAAGCCUCCUGCUGCAUCAGAGGACCCACACAGGGAAGAAACUAUCUGUGUGUGAAGUGUGUAAUAAAUCAUUCGCGAAUUCAUCGAAUCUCCGCAGACACAAAAGCAUCCACACAGGGGAGAAACCAUUCACAUGCGAAGUGUGUGACAAAUCAUUCUCAAAGUCCUGGAAUCUCCUGCUCCAUCAGAGGAUUCACACAGGGGAGUAACCCUUCAACUGUAGGUUUGACAUUUUGUGCUGGUUUCAACCACUUGGGAUACUCCAGGAUUUGCACAAGGUAGAAAAUCUUCAGGUGUGAUAUUUGUGACUGUUUUUGCAUAGCCAGUAUAUCUCCUGGUUCAUCAGUGCUUUCACCAGGGAGAUGCCAUUCAGAGUCAGUUCUGCAAUAAAGUUUUUACACUGUUGUUGGAUCUCUUGAAACAUCAACGAACAUACACCAGAGCCAAUGCACUUGUGCCAGGAUUGAUUCAUAUCCUCCUCUCACCAUAUACCAAUGUCUCCACACCGACUUGGAGCUGGGUCACCUGCUCCAUCAGACUGCGAGCUGUCUGUGUUAUUUCCCCUCCAGUGCUCACACAAGGGGGAGCUGUCAUUCCAGAGCACUGUCUGUCUCAGCGCGUCUAUCUCUCUCACUAGCAGACCAAUGAUUUCAAGGUCAAUUGCACCUUUUGAUCAGACCACCAAACACCACCAAAAGAAGACAUUAGCAGAGGGUCAUUUUAACGAUAAUGUUUGUAAUGAGUUUAACUGUGCAGGGUGUUCAGUAGUUAUGGGGCGUAGAACAAGAGCAGGUUUCACUUACCAUCAAACAACUAGGGAUGACAACAGCAAUGCUGAGGGAAUAUAAUAUCAAUUUUUAAGUUUUGUUUUUUUUUUAUUGUCAUGUUACAAACAGGUAACAGGUUUUAAAAUAAAUCUCUGUCCCUAUUCUCACCACUUGUCCAGAAGCAGAAUGUGAUUUAAAUCUUCCCCUAAUUUUUAACAAUGGGUGUAUAUCUCCCACACUCACUAUUUUUGAGGGCUGUAACUUUGUAAGGACCGCAACAAGACUGUGAUCAUGAAAAAUAGAAUACAUUUCACACACUGGUUGGUGGUCAGUGAAUUUUUCACAACACAGGCACACUUAUAAUCGCACAAGGAGAUUUAAAAACAACAAAUAGAUACAGAGUUUCAGAUCAAUUUGUAAUCAAUUAAUCAUUAAAAAAGAUGGAUACCAGUUUAUCAGUGUUCUUGCUUUUAAAUCCAGAGUUAGAUAGACCAAGUUUAGAGUUGGCAGUCUGGAAUUUUCAUAUAGAGUGUGUUGAUUAGCUUAACAGUAAUUGAAUUGCAGGUAAGUUAUUUUUAAAAAUCCCUUUAAAAGUUUUCUGAGGAAGUUUUGCUGAAACACACUUCUACUUUGCUGUUUUGAUGAAAGCAGAUUUAUUUGCAGAAUGCAAAAGUACGGGUCUGUGGCUCCAUUUUCCAUGCCAGAGGCUUCUCCUUUGUCACCCAGAAUUAAGUGUUGAUUUUAUCAGUAAAUGUGGAUUGGAGCAACAUUAUCCCUUAAACUGUCUGCUGUUUCGGAACUGCAGUUAAGAAGUAUUCAAUGCUGUGGAAGUCACAUGACUAAACCUCUUGGUGGAGUAGAAGAAAUCACUUUUAAGAUAAAGGCUGCCAUGCAGAGAGCCAGCUGUUUAUGACUCUUUACAAGGGUUAACUGAAAAGUUAUUAAUACAUCUUCUUGUAGGAUGGAUGUAACUUUCAGUUCUAUUAUGCGAGGGAUUUUCUUUGAGAGUUGUCCCUGUAGCAAAUUAAAAUACAACUGUUCGUCUUCCACAUCCAUCAGGAGAUACCUGGGUGUCAGUAGUCUGGCUGAUAUUGACUUUGACGAAUUUUUUUGGAAGAUUUUUGUGAAGUUCAGUUAUACAAUUAUAGCAGUCAUCUUUGUUGGGCUGUUUACUGUGUUUUUAAGAAGUCAUAUGUAUCAACAAUUGAUUUGUUUUCUGUGCACGACACAGCAUGGAGCCACCCUGCAGUGUGAUGUCAGUGACACAGGACUUGGAGUAAUCCCCAUGCAGUGAGGGCAACCCGUUGUGUUUGUAUUCACAGUGUUAACACACACUGAACACUACUGUACACAGAUUGAGAAAGAGACCCUGCCUAUUGGUUUUGCUUGUGAGCUUUUCAAACACUAAAACCACUUCACUGUUUUCCAAAGCAUUGAACAAGAGUGUUAAUAUUGUGACCAAGCUGGGAAGACUGCACUGUCACUCUCUCUUUAGUCCCACUCCAAGGGUGCAACAUCAAUGUAACUGCUUUACCUGCUGCCAAUAUGGUCAAUCUUAUGCUUAGUCAAUAUUAGACUUAGAAUAAAAAGAUCCACCAACCAGGUUGCUUAAAUCAAGACAAAAUUAUUGACAACUUAUUCAGUGAAGAUGUAGAACUGGUUAACACACAGUUUGCAAUAUGAAAAUAUGAAUGUUUACACCUUUAAUAACACUAAACAUCCACACGCACAUUACAUAGAGGAGAAAAUAAUGAUUUAUCUUAUAGAAAUUCAUAUUGGACAAAAGCUCUCUUGGUUAAUACAGGUUAUUUCUUGAAGGAGAAAAGAUAAGGUGUGGAACAUCCAGCUGGCUAUCAACCUGUUGUUCUGGCACAUAUAGAUAGGUCACUGAAUUUUAGUCUUGGCAGAUGCAUCUUGCCCAAGAAACACAGUAUUGGUAAAUUUGUAAUACCAAACUGUACCAAAACUGGAAUUUCAGUUUUUGAAUUUUUCCACAUAGGCUUAAGGGUUGUGAAUUGUAUAUACUAGUGAUUCCCUGUAGCAAUUGUAGACAUAUGCUUCAAAAUGUUUAAGAGCCAGUUGUAAUCCCCUUCAGGUUUCUUUGUCCUCUGUGGAUGAUCAGUUUUAAUGUUGAUGAACUUUUUGAAAGAGUAUUCAUUGGCUUCUUUCUGUCUGGCUCAUAUUCUCAUACAGGACUGCAUCUAAUCACAAGUCACAGCAUCAAUUACUAACUUUAAGGGUUUAAUGAAAUUAGGGCAGCCAAUGCUGGUCCAUUUAUUAAAUUGGCUUUCGGUCUCUUUAAAACUGUUUGAUAAUCUCCUAAACAAAAACAGAUAUUUCUGGAAAAGUUCAGCAGGUCUGGCAGCAUCUGUGGAGAGAAAUCAGAGUUAAAGUUUCAGGUUGAGUGGCCCUUCCUCAGAACCUUUUGUUUCUGAUUUAUAGCAUCCACAGUUCUUUUAUAGCAGCAUACAACACAGAAACAGACCUUUUGGUCCAACCAGUCCACACUGAAUAUAAUCCUGAACUAAAUUAAUGCCACCUGCCUGUGGUUUUGAUAAUCUCCUAAUCAUGUUACUUUAACUUUUUUUAGUAGAUCUGUCAGUGGAGCAGAAAUUUAGGAUUGAAACCACAUAUCACUGAAAAACUUCAUAAUUUCAGCUUUAGUUUUAGGGCCAGGGAAUUCAACUUUUGCUGCUCUAAGCAGCAGUUGUCCUUGCCCUACUGUAGGUCCUAAAUUGGUCACCUGCACAUUUGCAAACUUUUGACAAUGUUAAUCAUCGAACCAAUUGAUUGUAAUUUUUUAAAAAUAGAACUUUCAAUUGUUCUUCCAUUAUUCCCUAUAUACCAUAAUCAAGGUGGACUACACAGUUAGGAACACUGGCUACCACUUGGUGCAUCAGUCUCUGGAGGGUGGCUUGGGCACCUUUAGCCAGAAUCACAUCAUCACUGGAAAAGACUGUCUAAUGUGACAAAGUUUGAAAUCUCUUUUAGUUAUUGAUGUUAAAGCAGCCUGUCAGUAUCCCUUUAACAAAUCUAUUUUAGUAAGAAAUACUGUAGACUCUAAUAACACAGAGUCUGAGUUUGUGAGCAUGGAAUUGAGUAGGAGGUGCCUUUGUUACCGCAUUGACCAUUCCAUAGUCUGUGCACACAUCACUAUUAAACACUAACAUUACUGGAGAAUUUCAGCCAGGUUCACUCUGGUUUUACAACAUGGAUUAUAUUUCUCUUUUCACGUGGGCCUGUUUUGCUGAACCUAAAUGAUAGGAUGUUAUUUUGUUGUGAUAAAGAGUUACAGACUCAAAACAUUAGCUCAGAUUUCAUCCCACAGAUGCUGCCAAACCUGCUGAGUUUCAGCAAUAAUUUCUGAUUUUGUUUCAGAUCUUCAGCAUUUGCAGUUCUUUGUUUUAUUUAGACCAUAGGACCAUAAGAUAUAGGAGUGGAAGUAAGGCCAUUCGGCCCAUCAAGUCCACUCCACCAUUUAAAUCACGGCUGAUGGGCAUUUCAACUCCGCUUCCCUGCACUCUCCCCGUAGCCCUUGAUUCCUUCUGAGAUCAAGAAUUUGUCGAUCUCUGCCUUGAAGGCAUCCAACAUCCCGGCCUCCACUGCACUCCACGGCAAUGAAUUCCACAAGCCCACCACUCUCUGGCUGAAGAAAUGUCAUCUCAUUUCAGUUUUAAAUUUACCCCUCUAAUUUUAAGGCUGUGCCCACGGGUCCUAGUCUCCCCACCUAACGGAAACAACUUCCUAGCGUCCACCCCUUCUAAACCAUACAUUAUCUUGUAAGUUUCCAUUAGAUCUCCCCUCAACCUUCUAAGCUCUAAUGAGUACAAUCCCAGGAUCCUUAGCCGUUCAUCAUACAUUAAACCUACCGUUCCAGGGAUCAUCCGUGUGAAUCUCCGCUGGACACGCUCCAGGGCUAGUAUGUCCUUCCUGAAGUGUGGGGCCCAAAAUUGGACAGUAUUCUAAAUGGGGCCUAACUAGAGCUUUAUAAAGCCUCAGAAGCACAUUGCUGCUUUUAUAUUCCAACCCUCUUGAGAUAAACAACAACAUUACAUUCACUUUCUUAAUUACGGACUCUACCUGCAAGUUAACCUUUAGAGAAUCCUGGACCAACACUGCCAGAUCCCUUUGUAUUUCUGCUUUGCGAAUUUUCUCACCAUUUAGAAAAUAGUCCAUGCCUGUAUUCUUUUUUCCAAAGUGCAAAACCUCACAUUUACUCACAUUUCAGGCCUCUUUGUUGGUCUGUAUCUGAAUAUGAGGGUAUAAUGUCUGUCCUUUCUAACAGUUCAGUAUUACCUAACCAGAUGGUAAUUUCAACAUAUUGACAUGACACAGCCUGUUCUUCUGGUAAUCUGGGGUGUCAGUUCGAAAAAUUGCUUUAGCAAUCCUUUUGACUAUCACAGAGGGACCUCUGAACUACACUUUCAAUGGACAAUGCUUGAUAUCUGUUGGGGGAGCUCUUAGAUUCAAUAAUUAAGAAGGUAACAGCUGAACACUUGUGAAGAGUCAGCAUGGGUUUGUGAAAGAGAAAUCAUGUUUAACCAACUUAUUGGAGUUUUUUGAAGGAGUAAUGUACUAUGGACAAGGGAAAGCCUGUUGAAGUAUUACCCUGAUUUUCAGAAGGCAUUUGACAAGGUGCUACAGGAAAUUGGGACAAUUCUG
Molecule: messenger RNA, 7606 nt
Organism: Stegostoma tigrinum
Lineage: Eukaryota; Metazoa; Chordata; Chondrichthyes; Orectolobiformes; Stegostomatidae
Product: zinc finger protein 271-like
Exons: 2
Coding region: 1115-2386 (423 amino acids)
Biological process (GO): regulation of transcription by RNA polymerase II
Molecular function (GO): RNA polymerase II cis-regulatory region sequence-specific DNA binding; DNA-binding transcription factor activity
Source: RefSeq, a predicted model, not a curated record